AUGUGCACCAGUCUGAGCGACUUGUUUGCCUGCAUGAGGGCCCAGGGAAAUUCAGAUUCGGAUGCGGAUGCCACCAGCACUACCCAUCAGCGGAAUACCGCCGACGAUGUGGACAAUGAGGCGACCGAUCCCCAGAUUCAAAAGGUCGACAAAUCGAUGGUGCAGCAGCCACUUCCCCUGGCAAAUCCUGUCCCUUCUCCUUCGACUGGCUGCAUUCGUCCCCCAUCGCUGGCCUCACGGGUCUCCUACGAAGCCCUGGAGCGCUACGAUCAGAUUUUCGGAAGUAGUGCCCACCAAGAAGCCGGGGCAUCUGGUUCGGGCAGAAAUAUUCCCGACCAAUUCUAG
Molecule: messenger RNA, 345 nt
Organism: Drosophila takahashii
Lineage: Eukaryota; Metazoa; Arthropoda; Insecta; Diptera; Drosophilidae
Source: RefSeq, a predicted model, not a curated record